UUCUCUCAUUUCUGUCUCUUUCUUCAAGUGCAAGGUAUCUGUUCGCAUUCCCCAAACUCAAAAUCUAUAUCAGAAGUGUUAAUUUGUAGCAAAUGGAAUACAAACAAAUAUGGAUACCAUGCUUUGUGAUGGUCAAAUGGUGAUGUAUAAGUUGGAGGCUGCCGAAGCUAUGGCUUCGAACUCCACCGUGCGCGGCGGCGCUUUGGGUUCCAGACGACAGAGUCAGCGAGGGAAGACUGAGAUUUCCUCUCUUGAGGCUGAGAAGGAAGCACAAAGGCGGCAUCGUAUCUUAGCAAAUAGAGAGUUUGCUAGGAAGACAAUUCGCCGGAGAGAGGCUACUUACGCAGAAUUAAACAGAAAAGCAGCUAAUCUGUCACUGGAGAGAGAGAAUUUGAACAAGGAGAAGGAGAUGGUGGUGAAGGAGCUCGAUCACUUAAAAAACAUAAAUGAAUGCCUCAAAGCAAAGGAGGGUAAAAUAGAGGCAGAAGAAGCAGAAUUUGAAAAAGAGUUGAAGAAGUCGGUUCAAGUAUCUAUCUCUAAGCCUACAAACAUUCUUACUUUCCCUUACAACUACCCUUCUGUUUCGCCUUACCUUUGGCCAGCCAUUGUUCCACCUUCAGAUAAUGCAUUCGGGAUACAAGGUUCCUCUCACUCUGAUAUCACAAUUUCAUCUCAAUUUCCUAUUCCCUUGCGGGAUGGUAUAUUAGGUUCAUUUCAAGAUCAAGAACAUGCCACUCAGAUCAAGAAACAAGGAACUUCCUUGUUAGUAGUGCCCUUACCUCUGUUGUCUCCUUUUCACACAGCGAGUACUACACUUCAUUCUAUGAUAGGUCCCAACAGCAAUCCUUCGUGUUCAGAAACUGGGACACAUUCUGAUCAGAACUAUGAGUUAACAUCAUCCCAGAAAAUGAAAUCUGAAGCUUCUAACUCUAUGGAAAAUAUCGCUACAAACCACCUUAUGCCCUCAAGACAGAGUUUUACAAAAUCUGUCACGAGUCCUGGACCGAGUAAAAGUUCCCAGUUAUACAACACUAAAGUCGAAGCUGUUCCAUCUGCCACUAGAUGUGCCGCACAGGACUUAUCAGCCAAAUACCUCAAACCAGUUAUACUCUCUAGUAAGAAGCCUGGAAAUGCUAAUGCCUCAGCUGUGGCGAGGAGGAGGAGGAAGGAAUUGAUUAAGCUAAGUAAUACUCAUUUUCAUCACAAGGGAUCCCGAGUAAUGUUGGAGUAGAUCAGGAUCCAAAUAGGCUGAGGGAUGAUGUUGCUUAUCCGUGAGCACGGCACUUAAAUUUCUAGUCAAGGUUUUCUGUUUUGAAUCCGUGGAGAUCAUAGGCAUUACUAUUCAGGAUCAUGCAUAUUUUGGUAGUUAUAUUCACGGAGAAGUUCAGGUUAGGCACUUUGUGAGCUAGAUUACUACUCUGCCGGACCACUUAAUUUUGAAUGUAACCAUGGAUUUCAUUUGACGAUCUCAAUAUCAAGUGUUUGUGUGCCACUUAAUUAUCAUAUAGAUCCUAGGAUUACUACUGA
This is a messenger RNA of Olea europaea var. sylvestris, 1527 nucleotides long. RefSeq lists its product as uncharacterized. Gene Ontology annotation, biological process: regulation of DNA-templated transcription. NCBI's taxonomy places the organism in Eukaryota, Viridiplantae, Streptophyta, Magnoliopsida, Lamiales, Oleaceae. The transcript has 5 exons. Gene Ontology annotation, molecular function: DNA-binding transcription factor activity; sequence-specific DNA binding. The coding region runs from base 110 to 1231 and encodes 373 amino acids. Gene Ontology annotation, cellular component: nucleus. The record is from RefSeq and is a predicted model, not a curated record.